Trifolium pratense (red clover) is the source of this 2719-nucleotide messenger RNA. RefSeq names its product vicilin-like seed storage protein At2g18540. Lineage: Eukaryota; Viridiplantae; Streptophyta; Magnoliopsida; Fabales; Fabaceae. The record is from RefSeq and is a predicted model, not a curated record.
AUGCUAGCCACCACCGCUCUCUAUAUAGUAGACACCUUUGCUAAGUGCAAAAUCACUACAAUAGUUUUUUCCAACUUCAAAAUGGAGCCUAAAAAAUCUUUCUUAUCUUCCAAAUUUUCAUUCUUGUUGAUUUUCUUUCUUAUUACCAUUUCCUUGUGUGGAUUGAAUGCAUCAAGUGAGGAGCAGAAUGUGAAGUCUCACAAGGGACCUGUGGUGAAGAGGGAUCAAAGAAGGACAUUAGUUGACACUGAAUAUGGAGAGAUUUCUGCCACUGAUGUCAAAGAAGGACAAAAUAAAACACCAAAUUAUCAUAUUCAGUUCUUUACAUUGGAACCUAACUCUGUGUUUCUUCCUGUGCUUUUACAUGCAGCUAUGGUCUUUUAUGUUCAUACAGGUAGUGGAAAGCUGAGUUGGGCAAAUGAAGAUGGAACUAGCACAAUAGAUAUACAUGAAGGAGAUGUAGCCAGUCUCAAAGAAGGAUCUGUUUUCUAUAUACACAGCAACUUGGAACCACAAAGGAAGAAACUAAGGAUUUAUGCAAUUUUUACCAAUAGAGAUGAUAGCACUUUUGAUCCAUCAAUUGGUGCUUACUCAAGGAUCAAUGAACUAAUCAAAGGCUUUGAUGAAAAAAUCAUCCAAGCAGCUUUUAAGGUGCCUGAAGAUUUGACUGAAGCAAUCACAAACAAGACUGAGACACCAGCAAUAGUGCAUGCAGUUCCAGAGAAAAAGCAUAACAAUGUCUUGGAAUUGGAGGCUUCACUUCUUGAAUACUUCACAGGCAUUGAAUCCAACUCCAAGAAGCUCAAAACAUACAACAUCUUUGAUAAUGACCCUGACUUCAAAAAUUGUUAUGGUUGGACUUCAACAGUGACCAAAAAGCAACUAAAACGAUUAAAGAGUCACAACAUUGGAGUUUUCAUGGUGAACUUGACCAGGGGAUCAAUGUUGGGGCCACAUUGGAAUCCAUUGGCAACAGAAGUAGCAGUGGUGUUGGAAGGGAAAGGUAUGGUGAGAGUAGUAUGUGGUAGCAACACUGAUGAUGAAUGCAAAAACCAGAGGUUUAGAGUUAAGCAAGGAGAUGUUUUUGUGGUUUCUAGGUUUCAUCCAAUGGCUCAAAUAUCAUUUGAUAAUGAGCCACUUGUUUUUAUGGGAUUCAGCACUGCUGCAAAGAAAAAUUAUCCUCAGUUUUUGGCUGGUGAAGGAUCAGUGCUGCAAAUUCUUGACAGACAGAUAGUUGCUACCUCUUUAGGUGUAAAUAAAACAACCAUUGACAAGCUUUUGGAGAACCCGGAUGAUUCAAUUAUUUUCGAGUGUAGUUCUUGUGCGGAGGAAGAGGAAAAGCUAAUGGAGGAAGAAAAGGAGAAGGAAAGGGAGGAGGAAGAGAAGAGGAAGAGAGAGGAAGAGGAGGAAGAUGAGAAAAGGAGAGAAAAAGAGGAGGAAGAGGAAAAGGAGAGAGAAAGAAAAGAAAAAGAAGAGGAGGAAGUUAGAAGAAGAGAAGAAGAAAGGAAACGAGAGGAGGAAGAAGCUAGAAGGCAACAAGAAGAGAGGGAAAGGAGGAGGAAAGAAGAAGAGGAAGCAAGGAGGGAACGAGAAGAAAUUAGAAGACGGAAAGAAAAGGAAAGAGAAGAAGAAGCGGAGAGGGAGGAAGAAGAAGCUAGAAGACAACAAGAGAAAAGGGAAAGGAAAGAGGAAGAAGCUAGGAGAGAAAAAGAAAGGGAAAAAGAGGAAGCUAGAAAGCAACAAGAGAAAUGGGAAAGAAGAGAGGAGGAAGCUAAGAGAGAAAUAGAAAGAAAAAAGAGGAGAAAAGAGGAAAUAGAAAGGGAGAAAGAAAGGAAAAGAGAAGAGGCAGAGAGCGAGGAAGAAGCAGCUGAAAGACAACAAGAAAAAAGGGAAAGGAAAGAGGAGGAAGAGGAAGCUAAAAGAGAAAUAGAAAGGGAAAAGAGGAGACAAGAGGAAAAAGAAAGGAAAAGAGAAGAGGCAGAGAGCGAGGAAGAAGCAGCUAGAAAACAACAAGAGAAAAGGGAAAGGAAACGAGAAGAGAGCAGAAGAAAAGAGAAAACAAAAAGGGAACAAGAAGAUGAAACAGAAGAACAAGAAGAAGACACUGAGAGCCAAAGUAGAGGAAGAGGAGGACAGGGGAGACAAAGGGGUGGGGACAGAGAAAGAAGAAGCAGAGAAGAAGCAUCAACAGAAUGGGAAGAAGAAGAAGAAGCAGCAGCCAGAAGACAACAAGAAGAGAGGGAAAGGAAAAGAGAGCAAGAAAGUGAGAGCAGCUUUGAAGGAAGGAGAAUUCUGAAAAUCCGAAAAGGCGUGUGAUAUUUUGAGUCUUAACUUGCAAGAGGGUUCACUGCUUAUAUAAUGUGUAUCAUAACUUUUUAUGUAUGUUUCUCUGUAUGUUUUCCGGUUGUUUGUUAGUUGAAGGUCUGUGUUUCAUGAAGCUUGGCUGGCACUGAUGUGUAUGUAUUACAAUAAAAACCUUCAGUCUUCAAUCUUUUGUUAUAGUCUGCAAUUUCUUUUUUUUCCUGUCAGCUUGUUAUAAAGUUGUUCUGUGGUUUAUGAAGCCUAUUAGAUAGUAUAUAAAUCUUAUUUUAAUACAAUGUAUACUAGUGAACUAAUAUGAAUGGGAGGGACUUUGAAAUGAUAGAUACCAUACAAAGGCCAAGUCUGUCCAAAAAGUAUGUAGUUAUCUGCCAAAAAGUUUAUAUAAGAUGUGUUUGUU